AUGUCGUCGCAGCCGCCACCACCAGGCGUGACCGCGUCUCUCGCCACAGCCUCUUCCUCUGCCUCACCCUCUGCCUCUGCCUCUUCUUCUCCGGAUGCCCCUACGACAGCUUCGGCUUCUUCUGUCUCUGCCUCUGCCUCUGCCUCUGCGUCCCUUGCGUCUCCCGCCUCGCCUCGGCAGCUGUCGUCCUCUCCCCAUUCAUCCACCGCCAGCACCAGCGACACCAUCACCUACGCCACCUAUUACUCUGCCUCUUCCUCUUCUGCAGCAGCGGCGACUUACAGCCAUGAUCAACAACUGAGACUGCUUUCUCUGCCAUCACACGACGCUAUAGAUCCCACUGCCGCCAUUAGUCUCGGCCAUCGGCACCUCUCGUCUUCCCUGGAAGACACCAUCAACGCUUCCUUGCCAGCCUUUUCAGUUCCAGAGGCAAUCUCCUUGGCUGCCGAUCCCGACACAGCCAUGAUCUUCUCAGACUUUUACAAACGGGCUCGAUCUCCUUUGUCCAGGCUGCGCUCACAAAACUCUCAGUCCCAGCAUCCCUCGACAAACCCGCCCCCUUGGCUUUCUGCAGAGUACGAAGACCUCCUGAGUAAGGACAAGUACAGGCAAAAGGACGCUAUCAAGCGGUAUCUGGCUGCCAAGGUCAAGACCAGUUGGGACUUCCAAUGGUCCCCAUCCCGCAAGUCUGAAAAGAAACCCGCAGAGAAAUCGAGUGGCACACAUGAACAGAAGGACGCCUCUGUGCAGGAUGCUGAACCUGAGGCCAUCAGGGUCGAUUCCGCCAAAGAUAUGCGGGAUGAGGCGAAUCAAGAUGUCGAAAUCGCCGCAUCCAGCACUGACCUGAGUGAGGGUCCAUCAGACCACGAGGACAUUGACGACGACAACGACGACGACACGGAUUCAGUCUACAGCGUCAUCUCAGAGGAUCCCGUCCACUACCGCCCUCGUAUGGACUGGUACUCUGAUCUGUCCGAUGACGAGGCUGCCAUCACUUCUCUGGACAAGCUCCAGGCUACCGACACCGCCACGAGAAUCUCCAUUCUGGAGAAGCGAGCUCUACGCCGCAGAGCCGCCAGAGACGAAAUGACUUGGAACGAGGGACUGGCCUGUUUUGAGGCGCGGCGAAACGCCUGGACCGGUGCAAAGACGGUUCGCGUCCGCAGCAAGCCAGUACUCUCACCACCCGUUUCUCCUCGCUCACCUCGGCGCUUCUUCUUCCGUCGCUCCAUCUCGGGAUCCCCACCAUCGCCGACUCUGAUCAAUUCCACCUCGCUUGGGGAUAGCCAGUCGGGUGGGGUAUCCGACUCGUCGUCCAUUGCCAGGGACGAUAGAGACCUCAAAGCACAGAGCUCCAGAGACUCCGACCCCAUUGCUGAUCAUCUACUGCCUGUCCAGACGCUCCUCCCUAUUCCGCACCCCAUCCUACCGCCCAACAACUCUUUCCGAGCUUCCAUCACUCCUUCAAUCUAUCUCAGCCUGUACGACAAGGUCAUUCUCAACAACCUGCAGCCGUCGUGCCCCAUCAACCUUGCAGACAUGAUCCGCGCGUGCGUCACGGGAUGGAAGCGCGACGGCGAAUGGCCUCCUAAGCCGUCAGCUCCCGAACCCAUUGUCGUCACCAUGCGGCGCAAGAAGGCUAAGAAGGCGGCGGCGGCCAACGGGGGCUCCAUCAGCAUGACUGCUCGUAGACUGAGCUUUGGGCUACUGGGCCGCGAGAAGGAGGACGAACUCCACGCUGGCACGGGCAUCCGCAAGAGUAUUCAGAAGGUACUUGGCCUGGGGCCACAACCGGACGGUUCACACCAUUGA
Messenger RNA from Trichoderma citrinoviride, 1812 nucleotides. RefSeq lists its product as hypothetical. The transcript has 2 exons. The record is from RefSeq and is a predicted model, not a curated record. Bases 1 to 1812 code for a protein of 603 amino acids. Lineage: Eukaryota; Fungi; Ascomycota; Sordariomycetes; Hypocreales; Hypocreaceae.